AGAAUGUGGGAACGGGGCGCCGCCGCCUGAUUGGGAUGCUUUGUAUCUGGAGAGGCGCUCCUGAUUGGCCUGGGGCCCCGGCCCGAGCUGUCCUCCAUUCAGCCCACUCAAGGGCCGCACAUCUCGCCCGCGCACAGAGCUCGCGGCUGCCGGGCCUGCCCCAGGUCAGCUCUGCGCCCCUCCUCGGAGCUGCCGGCCGCCAGCAGAGUCCACCCUCUUCAUGGAAAGCCCCAGGCAGUGGCCCCCUGGUGAUGGCAUCCGACAGUGACGUGAAGAUGUUGCUGAACUUUGUGAACCUGGCCUCCAGCGACAUCAAGGCGGCCCUGGACAAGUCGGCGCCCUGCCGCCGCUCCGUGGACCACCGCAAGUACCUGCAGAAGCAGCUCAAGCGCUUCUCCCAGAAGUGCUCGCGGCUCCCGCGGGGCCUUCCUGGCCGGGCCGCUGAGCCCCACCUGAAACGGGGGCCCGAAGACCGGCCCGGGAGGCUGCCCCUCCACUCGGGCCCUGGUGCCAGCCCCGGCGGGGGAGGGGGCUGCCAGGAGAAGGCUCUGGGGAACCCCUGGAGGGAGGAGCGGCUUCCCAAGGAGCAGAGCCUCCAGGGGCAGGGUCCCGACGCUGCCAAGCCUGGCCAGGUGCCCAUGAGGAAAAGACAGCUGCCCGCUUCCUUCUGGGAAGAGCCAAGGCCCACCCACAGCUAUCCCUUGGGGCUGGAGGGGGGACUGGGCCCCAGGGAGGGACCUCCCUACGAGAGUAAGAAAAGUUGCAAGGGCCUGGAGUCCCUGGGGCCUGAGACUGCCCCGGUGCCCAUGUCCCCCAGGGCACUGGCUGACAAGGAGCCCCUCAAGAUGCCCGGGGUCUCCCUGGUGGGCCGUGUGGAUGCCUGGAGCUGCUGCCCCCUCCAGUACCAUGGACAGCCCAUGUACCCAGGCCCUCCAGGGGCCCUGCCCCACAGCCAGGUGCCCGGCCUGUGCCUGUGGAGGAAGAGCCCAGCCUCGCCCGGGGAGCUGGCUCUCUUCUGCAAGGAGGUGGAAGGCGCGGGGCAGAAGGUGCACAGACCCGUGGUCCUGAAGCCCAUCCCCACCAAGCCGGCCGUGCCCCCGCCCAUCUUCAACGUCUUCGGCUACCUCUAGCUGGGCUGGGAGGGACUCGGCCCCCUCCUCCAGAUUUCAGGGGCCCCAAGGAGCUCUCCUGAGGAGGAGGGGGCUGGGCAGUGGCGUGGCCUGGGGGCAUUCCAAACAGCCCUUCCCUUUGUGUGUGGGGGGCAGGGCGGGCAGCACCCGGGGGCUUCUCAGGCAGACACCAGCCAGCCCUGCAGCCUUGGCAGCUGGGGGGCGGGCCCGGCGGGCCCCUCCCUGUCCCGCCUGGCAGACCAUCCCCCUGACCCUUGGCUGACCAUGGGCCCUUGCCCACCAGCAUCGCGGAAGCCAGUUUCACACCUGUCCGCUGUGAGCCAGUGCCACUUGUUGUCCUGUUUGUUCUCUGUAAAUAUUAAGAAGGUUGAAAGAAUAAAGACGUUUCUUUUGCAGUUUC
Ictidomys tridecemlineatus (thirteen-lined ground squirrel) is the source of this 1530-nucleotide messenger RNA. RefSeq names its product family with sequence similarity 181 member A (gene Fam181a). NCBI's taxonomy places the organism in Eukaryota, Metazoa, Chordata, Mammalia, Rodentia, Sciuridae. The record is from RefSeq and is a predicted model, not a curated record.